CGCCAUAAAAACAAAAGAAGAAGAAGAAGAAGAACUUUGGCCUGCGGCUUUGUUCAGUUAGAAAUUUUGGCCCACUCUGUAUUUGAGUUUGACACCCCUGGUCUAAAUGGUUAAUUAUUUCUCUUUAUAACACGUAAUCAUUGUACUUUUUAUUGUGAAAGGCAAUAUUUCCCAACCGGAUGUGCACCUCACUUUCCGUAACUUGACUCACCCAAGGGACGUAACCUGGUUUUCCAUGACAAGUUUUUGCUGCUACAUUUUCUUUUUAACAACCGUGGUGUAUUCUCACAUGGAGACGGCGGACAGACACCCGACCUAAACAUUCCCCUCAAGGAACCCGAACGGUUUGUUUUUUGCCACUCCCCAUGUUUUUACUUACAUGAGUCCAACCCCAACUGGUUCCCUAAUCUCCCUUCUCCCUAACCGUGGUGAUCUGUGGCCGCCAACAGCAAGUCGUGCGUGAUGAGCACCCUGCACCAGCAGCAUCAUGGGAGCACAGGCUCAGAGCGGGAACUCAACUCUGCAGCCUCCUCCAACAGCCUGCCCUCUGUCAGGAAGAACACCAAGAAACGCAGCAUCUCACUCCAAGCGCUCUUCGGCAGGCGGCGUCGGGCCGACUGGGAGCCCAAGCGCAAGUCCAAAGCUGUGCCCGACGGAUCUGUGCCUGACUGCUUGGUCAGUGUAGACAAUGUCCCGUCAGAGACUUCGGCUGACAGAACGUCGGCCCACUCCGUCCCAGGGGCCGUGUCGGCGUCCUCAGUGACGGGGUCUACAUCGGAGCUGCUGGAGUGCCCGCUGUGCCUGCUGCGCCACGCCCGCGAUCGCUUCCCAGACAUCAUGACCUGCCAUCACCGCUCCUGCGCUGACUGCCUGCGACAGUAUUUGCGCAUCGAGAUCUCAGAAUCACGGGUCAACAUCUGCUGCCCGGAGUGCUCAGAGCGCUUCAACCCCCACGACAUCAGCAUUAUCCUGGCCGACCGUGCCCUCAUGGAGAAGUACGAGGAGUUCAUGCUGAGGCGGUGGCUGGUCGCCGAACCCGACUGCCGCUGGUGCCCUGCCCCCGACUGUGGUUACGCAGUCAUCGCUUUCGGUUGUGCCAGCUGCCCGAAAAUCACAUGCGGCCGUGAGGGCUGCGGCACAGAGUUUUGCUACCACUGCAAGCAGCUGUGGCACCCCAACCAGACGUGCGACACGGCGCGGCAACAGCGGGCGCAACACUUCCGCCUACGCAGUUUUAGGUCCUCGUCCCUUAGCUACAGUCAAGAGAGCGGCGCCGCAGGUGACGACAUCAAACCGUGCCCCCGCUGUGCUGCUUGCAUUAUUAAGAUGAACGACGGGAGUUGUAAUCACAUGACCUGCGCCGUCUGCGGCUGCGAGUUCUGCUGGCUCUGCAUGAAAGAGAUCUCUGACCUGCACUAUCUGAGUCCGUCAGGUUGCACCUUCUGGGGAAAGAAGCCCUGGAGCAGAAAGAAGAAGAUCCUGUGGCAGCUUGGCACCUUAGUUGGCGCGCCGGUGGGGAUUGCACUCAUCGCAGGCAUCGCCUUUCCUGCUAUGAUUAUCGGCAUCCCCGUUUACGUGGGCAGGAAGAUCCAUAAUCAAUAUGAGGGCAAAGACAUCUCCAAGCACAAGAGGAACCUGGUCAUUGCCGGCGGCGUGACGUUGUCCGUCAUUGUGUCUCCCGCUGUGGCAGCUGUCACUGUCGGUAUUGGCGUCCCCAUCAUGUUGGCAUACGUCUACGGGGUAGUGCCCAUCUCGUUGUGCCGGAGCGGCGGAUGCGGCGUGUCAACAGGCAACGGCAAAGGGGUGCGCAUUGAGUUCGACGAUGAGAACGACAACAUGGGUGGUGGCGCCGCCGCUACGGAUACCACUUCAGUGGCAGAGACCAGACUGAACAACCCCAGCCUUUGUGACGGCGCCAGCGUGGGGGGGCUGACAGGAUUGAGCCUCAGCGUGAGUGGUAGCCACAUGGAGCGUUGCGGCGUCAGCUCGGCCCAGCGGGACAACAUGAGCGACAAUGUUAGCACCACAGCCCUCGCCGGAACCAGCAUCACUGGCAGCCUUUCUGGAAGCUGCUACAACAGGAUGGAAGUGCAGGCUGACGUCCAAAAGGAGCGUUGCAGUCUGAGUGGCGAGUCGGCCACCGUGAGCCUCGGGACCAUCAGCGACAACGCCAGCACGAAAGCAAUGGCCGGCUCCAUCCUAAGUGCCUACAUGCCUCUGGAAAGAGACAACAGUGUGGAGGGUCAAACAGACGUGGAGUCCAAAGAGGAAAAGGUGAGACACUGCAGCGCUAGCAGCAGCCUGGAUGAAGUCAGCUGUAGCAGCAGCGGGACCACGGGCUUCAAAGGGGCGAUGGCCGGUCCGUCCGACGAUCAUGGCCGCCCUCCUUCGCCCUGGUCAAAAGAGGCCUCCGCGGCAGCGUGCAAUUAGAGCAAAGGGAAACUGUGGAAGCGAGGCAAGGCGGAAUCCAAAAUGAACCACACGGACGCUCAGCUGCUGGAGCGCCGCAGCACCAACUCCUCAGAGUUCGACCUGCCUUCGCUGAGCGGCAGCCUGCCGUCGGUGGCCGACUCGCACUGCAGCCACUUGUCGUCGGAGCUCAGCUGCUCCGACCCAGAAACUGUGAGACCAGCUCACCCCCUGUGCUCUGACACGGCGGAGCCUCGUGCAGCCGCCACCACCUCUGUCGUCUUGGGCGAGCUGGCCGUCACGCCCAUGCCCGAGGUGGAGCACGAUCGCCUGGAGCAGCUUCUGCCUCAUAGGAGCCACUCUGCCUUCAGCCACUGCCUCGUGUCUUCAUCGCCGCCUGCCUCCCCUACAGAUAGUGGUCUGUUCAUCACUGAAGAGGGUGAAGGCAACAUCGCCGAUACCCAUGACAACCUGAGCGGACCCACUCGUGACACUGCUGCACCGUCUGUGAGCCCCACAAGUAGGCGCUGCAUUCAAACUGAGAUCUAACAUGUUCACUUACUCACCUUUAAGUUGGGAUCUGAUUGUGUCUUAUUGGCUGUUAAUGGCCUACUGAAACCCACUACUACCCACCACGCAGUCUGAUAGUUUAUAUAUCAAUGAUGAAAUAUUAACAUUGCAACACAUGCCAAUACGGCCUUUUUAGUUUACUAAAUUACAAUUUUAAAUUUCCCGGGAGUUUCGUCUUCGAAACGUCGUGUAAUGAUGACGUGUACGCAAGACGUCACAGGUUUUUAGAAAGUAUGAGCACUGCGCACACACACCUAAAUGUCGUCUUCUUUAACGGCAUAAUUACACAGUAUUUUGGAGAUCUGUGUUGCUGAAUCUUUUGCAAUUUGUUCAAUUAAUAUUGGAGAAGUCACAGUAGAAAGAUGGAGUUGGGAAGCUUUAGCCACACACAAACACACGGUGUUUCCUUGUUUAAAAUUCCUGCCGGUGAAACUUUCCUAUGGAACAGAGCGAACAUGUUUCCCUACCACAUGUCAACCAGCAGGUUUCAGUGAGAAAAUUGUGGUUAAAAAGUCGCUUCUUACCGGAGAGAAGCUGAGCUUGUGCCGUCCAUAGCUGCCGUCGACUCCCCUGAGACACUGCGAGUCAACACAUCCGUGGAGACACCCUUCCGACUAUCAGAUAAUAUUAAACUCACUAAAACACUAGCAAAACACAAUAGAAAGAUAAGGGAUUUCCCAGAAUUAACCGAGUGAACGUGUCUAAAAACAUCGGAAUCCGUCCCAAUGCAAUCGCGUUUUUUUUUUAAACUUUUUUUUUUAUUUCUCUAGUCCGUCGCUAUCAAUAUCCUCAAACACAAAUCUUUCAUCCUCGCUCAAAUUAAUGGGGAAAUUGUUUUCUCGGUCCGAAUAGCACUUUUUGUUGGAGGCUCCCGUUAAAAACAAUGAAUAUGUGAGGAGCCAUCAAACAUGUGACGUCAUCGUCUGCGACUUCCGGUAGAGGCAAGGCUUUUCUCUUAGCACCGAAAGUUGCGAACUUUAUCGUGGAUGUUCUCUACUAAAUCCUUUCAGCAAAAAUAUGGCAAUUUCUCGAAAUGAUCAAGUAUGACACAUAGAAUGGACCUGCCAUCCCAAUUUAAAUAAGAAAAUCUCGUUUCAGUAGACCUUUAAGACAGGAACGGAGAAUGUCAUCGUGGGUUUAAGGGGUCAAUGAGUCAAGCGUUUUGUAGCGUGGAAGUUGAGCAUAAGGUUUUUUACGGAGGUCGAAUUGAAUGUGCGUGCGCAGGUUGGUUUUACACAUAACUUUAAUUUUUUACGUCAUUGCUGCAUCCACCACCGUGCUACACUUUUCUGAGGGACCAUUUAGUAGCACAUUUUCAGAUCGAUUGAAACAGACUGUGGUGAUUAGCUUAUCACUUGUUUAUUUGUGCAAAGUGUCUUGCUUAUUUUCCAUUUUGGGGAAGUUGUUUUUAUUGUAUUUGUAUGUUGCAGCUCUGUGUUGGGUCCAAAGUUUUUAUUUAAAAUCGAAUGUUGUCACAAGACUUCUUGUGGAUCCUACCUACAGUCUUUUAAUAUUGAUUAAAAAUGUUGGAUCAGCUAAAAAUGUAUAUGUGGUUUUAACCUAUGCAAAAAAGCACCUUGAGUUGCUGCAAGUAUUUUCUUUUAAUUCUCUUUGACUGGUCAAAGUUAAAAGAACAAGCAGAGUAGCAGCUGUACAACUUCACAGCCAGAAAAAAAAGAACAAUCAACAUGCAAAACUGGUGUCUUUUAGUACAUUUGAAAUCUUUCAUUUGAAAUAUUCAUGCUUGAUUCCCCUUUUUAGUAAUAUUCAAAUUGUGCAUCUUUUUGUUUUUUACUAUUAUACCUUUUUUUUUUAUGGCAAAUGCUAGUAACUGUUUGCCCCUAUUAAGUGCCUUUUGGGGAUAACACUUUGCAAGGUUAUCCUGUUUUUGAUCCCCCCAAAUAAAUCCUGUAAGCCUGAAUGCUUUUAAGAGGGUUUUCUUCCUCGUUAUUAUAAUUGUUUGUAUAAUUCUUUAAAGACUGGGGCCAGACCUUUUUUAUCCCCCUAUUUUUUAGCAUCACACACACUCAAAAUAUACAUUUACUAAUUAUGGGCUUUGUAACGUGCAUUUAAAUACAUAUCUUUAAACAAUAAAAUUUUCAAAUCAA
Molecule: messenger RNA, 5087 nt
Organism: Nerophis ophidion (straightnose pipefish)
Lineage: Eukaryota; Metazoa; Chordata; Actinopteri; Syngnathiformes; Syngnathidae
Gene: rnf19a
Product: ring finger protein 19A, RBR E3 ubiquitin protein ligase
Exons: 10
Biological process (GO): ubiquitin-dependent protein catabolic process; protein polyubiquitination; positive regulation of proteasomal ubiquitin-dependent protein catabolic process
Cellular component (GO): cytoplasm; ubiquitin ligase complex
Molecular function (GO): ubiquitin conjugating enzyme binding; zinc ion binding; ubiquitin protein ligase activity
Source: RefSeq, a predicted model, not a curated record